Messenger RNA from Ictalurus furcatus (blue catfish), 2067 nucleotides. It is a transcript of the gene plvapb, whose product is annotated as plasmalemma vesicle associated protein b. Gene Ontology annotation, cellular component: caveola. Bases 186 to 1433 code for a protein of 415 amino acids. The record is from RefSeq and is a predicted model, not a curated record. The transcript is spliced from 5 exons. Gene Ontology annotation, biological process: positive regulation of cellular extravasation; regulation of vascular permeability. Lineage: Eukaryota; Metazoa; Chordata; Actinopteri; Siluriformes; Ictaluridae.
AGGGUCAGGAAAGAGCUGCCUUGCAGGAUGUGGACGGCAGCAUGUAUAUAAGCACUGCAGCGAUGCAAAACCUGGUAGUGUUUACAUGGCACAAAUGUAAUUGGGAAGCAUUUAUUAAGGCUUCAACUUCAUAGUUUUGGAGACUUCAACGAUUCAUCUUGGCCGACGAACAUUUUUUGGCAGAGAUGUACAACAACAAUUACACCCGGCCCAAGGUGGCAUUGAAGGCUCAGGACAUUCGCAGAUCGAAGGGAAAAAGCUGUGGGUAUUAUUUACGCAUCAUCUUCUUCUUCUCUUCACUGAUACAGUCUCUGAUCAUCGUGAGCCUGGUGCUCUUCUUGGUGUAUGGACAGCCAGCAAAGAGUGCUGAUGAGAAAAGGGUGGAGGAGCUGGAGCUCAGUUUCAGCAAGCUUUCGUCGGACAACACUAACCUGAGGAAAGAGAAAGCCGACCUCAUUGCCAUGCUUAAGACAAAGACGGCAGAGAAGGAUGCAGCUGAUAAAAAAGUGGUGAAAAUUACAGCAGAUUUGGAUGCUGCCAAAGUUAAUAACACAAAAUGUCUGCAAGCACUAGCUAUUUGUAAUAAACAACCUAUAGUUCGGUGUCCAGGCACAUUUCCAUCAAGCAGUUCUACAAAUGAACACGUGAGAACCUUACAGAUUCUCUUGGACCAGCAGAAAUCUCUGUAUGGAAUUCUCCAGGCCAAUUUCAGUCAAACGGUGCAGAACCUCAGGUUCGAUUUGGACAAUGCAAUAAAAGAUAAAAAUAAGCACGAGAUGGCCAUGAUCAAACUGAAACAAGAGAAGGAUGACCUGACUUCUGAGCUUCAACUUUACAAAAAGAAGUGCAAAGAGGAUUUUGUGAUGUCGCUGCAAGGCAUCCAGGAUGUCACAACUGCCUUCCUCGCCAAGAUUGACAACCUCUUCCCUGACACCUUUACCUUCCACCUCACUUGUUCAAAGCAGCAAGAACAAAUGCAGAAGAUCCAUGCAAAUUGCACAAACCUUUCCCGGCAAGUAGAAGACAAGUUCCAGAACUACCUGAACUCAGUUGGCGAUAAAGUCUCAGCCCUUCAGGCACGGAGCAGCCGACUGGAAGUUGAAAACAAACGUCUAACGUCUGACAAUCAGAACUGCAGCCAGAGUCGUGCUCAGGAUGCCGAGAAGUGCUUAAAACGUCUUCAGGAGGCCCAGGAAAGCCACGACAAUCUGAUGGAGUCACAACUGAACAGAUAUAAACAACUGCUCCAGGAAAAGCAGAGGCUGGACGCUACAUGUAUAACAAAGCCCCCUGUACCAAAACCGAAUGGACUGGAUUCUUACAUGAUAUACGGACAGUCGGCCGGGAAUCGGCUGGGACAGAUGGGUGUCCCUGGAUCACACACUGCAGUCCAAAGCAAACCAGGCAGCAGUCAACCACCAAAGACCAGGUGAGGAGUAAGGAGCAAGGAGCGAGUGACACACAGUAUAUUUCUACUCCAGUCCAGUCUCAGAAGAACAGCUCAAAAUUUGGGAUUUUGAGGUUCUAACUUUCAUGAGCUUAAGGUGAAUUGUAAAAGUAUUUGAUGUGUAGACAUUAAUACUACUGUGACAGUAUGAAUCAGUUGAAUGUAUGAAUACUCCAUUGUACAGGAAUGUAUUUUCAGUUCUUCAACAGUUGUACGUCAAACAUGACGGUGACUAUUUUGUGAAAAAUAAUAAAAUAAAUAAUAAUAAUUUUUUUUUUUAAAGUAUAAAGUGUCUCAGGGAAGACAGAUCUGGCCGAAUAAACUUCACUGUGAACUUUACAGUAGAAUGUAAAAUUAUAAAGUUAUACUGUUGUUAACAAUGCAAGCUUACCAUUUAGCCUUAAAUAUCCUGCAAAGGCUGGGGUAAAAGCAAUCCGAACAAGAGCCAGUUACACAUGUUGUAUUGUACAUAUUUUCUUGAUAUUAAAAUAUUUAAAUAUGUAUGUUCCUGUAUUUGUUUAAAGCAUAUUCAUCUUCAAUCCUUGUUUAUUUUCUAAAUCAUGUGACUUUGUAAAUACUAUUGAAUACAGUUGAUAAAAUAAUAAAUCACAAUUAUUUCA